AGAACUUCUCCUGGGCCAAUCCGGAGGCCCCUCCUCUCAGCCAAUGAACGGGGACGUAAUGUGCUGAGUGUUUGACGGCGCCGUCCUCUCCUCUACUGCCGGAUAUGUGACGUGGCUGGCAGCUGCUGGUAACCAUGUCUGCAAUCUUCAAUUUUCAGAGUCUACUCACAGUAAUCUUGCUCCUUAUAUGUACCUGUGCAUACAUAAGAUCCUUGGCUCCCAAAUUACUGGAUAACAAUCAAACUGGAUUACUGGGUAUAUUCUGGAAGUGUGCCAGGAUCGGUGAACGGAAGAGCCCUUAUGUUGCUGUGUGCUGUAUAGCAAUGGCCUUCAGUAUUCUGUUUGUACAGUAACAGUUGUGAAAAAAAAUCUGGAAUAUGUCUGCAGUAAAACUACAACGGAAUAAAAGACUCUGGGAAACCAAAAAAGUAUUCUACACCUUAAUUACCCACUGGACAAUAAAAAAUUAUGACAAGUUCCAUAUUUUCUGUUAUAGAAGAGAGGUGCAUUAAUUUGUAAUAUUUCAUUUAUUAAUAGUCAUGUUUGUAGAUUUUCCAUAUUCUUUCAUGUGGAUUGUAUUAUGAAUUUCAAUUGAGAUUUUUAACAUGCAUGGCUAAAAGACUUCUGUUUAAGAGCAAAUUUGAUGUUUAAAAACCUUUUUUUAAAAACAGUUACAAAAUAUUGACAAGAUGUGCAUUUUAAAAAUUCAAUAGAAGACAAAGAAGGGCAUAGUAAAACCAAAUCAAUAUCACAGCUAAAAUUAUGUGAGCAUUAUUCUAAUUAUGAACACUACCAAAUUCAAGGAAGGAAAAAUAGGGAAAAAGCUUUAAAUUAAAAAAAAUUAAGAUUAGCAUCACUGAUGACAUUAAUAGUAGAAGUUUGGUAUAAAGCUGGACUGUAUUAGAAACAGCUGUACACAAACGGGUUCCUGUUUACUAUGAAUUCAACAAGAUGUCUUUCUCUCCAAGUCAGUGCUUAUCAAAUAUUUUUCAGUUGUCUUGCACCUGAUGUUUAAUGAACAAUUUGUAUGUUUGCUGUUCACCCAUGUUAUAUGCAGCCCUGUAAACGUUGAACAAUAUCUGAGUGCAUGAGAGAAAUAUUUACAUUUCAGUUGUUCAAGAUGGGGAAAAGAUAUUUUACAGUUUAUUCUGAAAUAUUUUUUAAAAAUUCCUUAACCAGCAAUUAAAUAUUGCAUCUUUUCCCGUGGUACCUCCAGGAGCUCUAACAGUUACUGAUGAUUUGAGUUCACAGUGGACCAAUAUUAUCUAAUGUGGUCAUUCAUUUUUCUGGUUAACUAUCUCCUUGUAAAACAAAUACACCAUUAUAUUUUUGGCUUCCUAAUAAAUAAUAGAAAUAC
Sphaerodactylus townsendi is the source of this 1357-nucleotide messenger RNA. RefSeq names its product transmembrane protein 167A (gene TMEM167A). Gene Ontology annotation, biological process: protein secretion; intracellular transport. The coding region runs from base 135 to 353 and encodes 72 amino acids. The record is from RefSeq and is a predicted model, not a curated record. The transcript is spliced from 4 exons. Lineage: Eukaryota; Metazoa; Chordata; Lepidosauria; Squamata; Sphaerodactylidae.